Messenger RNA from Trachymyrmex cornetzi, 1076 nucleotides. RefSeq lists its product as uncharacterized. Bases 87 to 818 code for a protein of 243 amino acids. Lineage: Eukaryota; Metazoa; Arthropoda; Insecta; Hymenoptera; Formicidae. The transcript is spliced from 3 exons. Gene Ontology annotation, biological process: multicellular organismal reproductive process. The record is from RefSeq and is a predicted model, not a curated record.
ACUUAUUCGUUAUACAGCUGUUUGGUUCGCUUCAGAAUAUAUACUUCAGAAAGUGUUUCUUUAUAAGAUAAAUUUCGAAUUGAAAUAUGUUUAUUAUAAUUUUUGCUUUUGCGCUUAUAGCAACAAAUUAUGUUACAGCAGAAAUACCCUCCUUUAUUAAUAUAUGUGGACGCAAAAAUCCGAAUCUUAAUAAAUGCAUUUUGGACAACAUCGAUAAUAUAAAAGACAAGAUCUGCGAAGGAAUCCCGGAAUUAGACGUUGAGCCGAAUGAUCCAUUCGUUAUUGAAAAAUUAAUCAUUUCUGAUACAUCUAAUUCUAAAAUAUCUCUUACAAAUGUACAAGUGACGGGACUUUGUGAUUUUAAGGUAAAAUACCUUCAAUCAGAUCUCGAGAAACUUCACUUCGAUUUUGAGCUUGUAUUUAGACGGAUUCAAUUGAAUGCCACAUAUGAUUUCGACAUACGUUUACUGGUGCCUAUUGUUCACAAGGGACCGGUUUACAUCACUACAAAUGAUGUUGAAGCAAAGGUAAACAUAGACAUGAAUGUAGUAACUAGAAACGGCAAAAAAUACGUGUACUUAGCAAAGAUGAAGAUAAAUCUUGACCUCAAAGGAUACAUCGCUGAAUAUGGCUUGGAUAACACAGAACUAAGCCGAUUAAAUGAAGUCAUUAGCAAUUUUAUAGGCAACAAUCAACAGGAGGUUAUUAGUGUUUUCAAGCCGGCAAUAGAAGAAACAAUUGUUAAACGAAUUAUCUUGCUUUCCAAUAAUAUAGUUAAACACUUUACGUUGGACGAGCUUUUCCCUGAUCGAGAAUAAAUCACGUAAUAAGUUUUCGAGUUCCAUUGUCAUUUCGCCGAUUUCAUGAUUUACUUAAUCCUUUCGUACUUUCGGGUUUUUUAAAAGAGAUUUCAUAUAAAGACGGUUCAUAUGAAGACGGUUUUAUAAGUUUUUUUGGGGGUGCUGAUUCCAAAUUUACUAUUAAAAUUUAAAUUCAAAAUGACGAAUUUAAGACGGUUGUUAUGAAAAGUUGAAAUAUUCAAAAUAUGAAUUUCGGAUUUUAUUUUUUUAAAUACA